This is a messenger RNA of Mangifera indica (mango), 1126 nucleotides long. RefSeq lists its product as uncharacterized. Lineage: Eukaryota; Viridiplantae; Streptophyta; Magnoliopsida; Sapindales; Anacardiaceae. The record is from RefSeq and is a predicted model, not a curated record. The coding region runs from base 40 to 1092 and encodes 350 amino acids. The transcript has 2 exons.
AAACAGAAAGAGAAAAAAUCCAGAGUAAGAGAGUUAACAAUGAAGAGCACUUCCAAGGUAAUAAUAGGAGCCACUCUGGUGAUGGUGGUGAGCCUCGCCAUUGUGUUGGCUCUAAUCCUAGUGCUCUUGAUUGAGCUCUACUGUUCUCUGUUACUCCGUCGACGUCGCCUGAGAAACACCAAUUCAAAUACCACCACAACCAUCAACAAUCUUCCUUCUCAGCCUGUUCAAACGCAGCACCUUUCAGCCAGCCCUCUGAGCAGCUUCUAUGCUCAGGGGGUUCUUGAUGCUCCUAGAAGCUUCCUCUUUCCUGCUGUUUCUUUGAGAGAGAACAAGAAUGAAAACAGAGGCCAAAGUUUUCAACUUUAUAGUGCGCUUGAUGUCCUUACUCAGGAAGCAAACACAAGCCCACAUCACAUAGGGAUAUUAUCUCCAUCUUCACCCCCUACUUCCUUCAUUGCUUCGCCUCAGCCAACUCAAAAGACCCCACUUCAAGUUGGAGCCAAUAGUGUCUGCCGUGCCCAUGAAGAAGCUUACGGUGGUGAAGGCGGUGGUGGAAGGGAGCAUUUUGUGUACAUUUCCAAUCCCAUUUAUGACAAUGAUGCUAGCAGGUUGAGCAGGGCGGAUACUCCAUUUGAGACUCCUGAUACUUCACCCUCGCGUUUAGAAACAGGCAGUUCUUCUUCUUCCGGGGAAGAUGAAAUUAUUCAGCCUUCACCAUCUAGUCAACAUUCUGUGCCAAUUACACCUCCAUUGACUCCCAUGAAGAAACUCCCGGCAGAAGCUUGUUCAGUCUCUUUGCGCGAUGCCAGGUCAUUAGGAACUUCAGGAAGUGACUCUGUCAGUAACAAUGGACUCUCAUCUUCCUCCUCAGGAUCUCCAUGCACAUCUCCUUCUUGGCAUGAGAGGGAGGUUUACCGUGAAUACAGUGGAGGUAGCACAGCCUUUUCUUUUUCAGGCGUGACCAUGGCGGGUUCACCCAGGCCACGUCAAUGCCAACUGAAAUUCUCACUUGACUUUGCAGGGUUACCUUUUCUGUUUUUAUUUGGUUGUAUGGGAGUUCUUGGAAAGUUAUUGUCGUUUUCUAUCUAGCAAUAGAAACGAGCUCUGUUUUGUUUUGGGAUUG